AUGGCAGAAAGCAAGGCUUUUAAGGUGAGUGCAAACCAGCCCACACUUGCCUCAACCCAUCAGUAUUCAAUAAUUUGCAGAAAAGGUUGUGUCAUUACUACAAGAGUGUACUAUUUACUGUUUGUUGGCUUUAUUUGCUUAAAACAUAUUAUGCUCAUCAAAGCUGGUGUUUCAAAUCCCUUAAUGGGUACAUUAUGCUUCCUGAUUGUUUCCAACUGUGCAUAUCAGAGGAGUUCCACUGUCAUAUUUGCUAUUAGCCACGUAAUUGUUAUCGUGACGUCUAAGGUAAAACACACUAUUGUUCUGUUUCUACAAAAGUUGGUUAGUUUUAGUAUUAGUAAACAAAUUAAAUUUAUUUUUAAUUAUUCCAUAGUACAAGCUAUAGUUUGGGCAAUUCGGUUGUUGGGAUAUGGUGUUGAUAACCGUUUAUGA
Molecule: messenger RNA, 432 nt
Organism: Striga asiatica
Lineage: Eukaryota; Viridiplantae; Streptophyta; Magnoliopsida; Lamiales; Orobanchaceae
Source: the annotation of a GenBank genome assembly